This is a messenger RNA of Acanthosepion pharaonis, 1107 nucleotides long. The record is from the annotation of a GenBank genome assembly. NCBI's taxonomy places the organism in Eukaryota, Metazoa, Mollusca, Cephalopoda, Sepiida, Sepiidae.
AUGGCGCACAUGUCGACCUGGCGCACAGGUCGACUUGGCGCUCAGGUCGACCUGUUUCUUUGCUUCAUAUUCAUUUCUUUCUUUCUUUUCCUUAUUGUCAUUCCCUUUCCCUUCCUUCCUUCCUUACUUCCUUUCUUCCUUCCUUCCUUCCUUGCUUACUUGCUUGCUUGCUUCCUUCCUUCCUUCCUUCCUUCCUUUCUUUCUUUCUUUCUUUCUUUCUUUCUUUUCCUUAUUGCCAUUCUCUUUCCCUUUCUUUCUUUCUUUUUCUUUCUUUCUUUCUUUCUUUCUUUCUUUCUUUCUUUCUUUCUUUCUUUUUCUUAUUGCCAUUCUCUUUCGCUUUCUUUCCUUUCCUUACCACCUUUCUUUCUUUCUUUCUUUCUUUCUUUCUUUCUUUCUUUUCCUUAUUGCCAUUCUCUUUCCCUUUCUUUCUUUCUUUCUUUCUUUCUUUCUUUCUUUCUUUCUUUCUUUUCUUUCUUUCUUUUCCUUAUUGCCAUUCUCUUUCCUUUUCUUUCUUUCUUUCUUUCUUCUUUCUUUCUUUCUUUCUUUCUUUCUUUUCCUUAUUGCCAUUCUCUUUCGCUUUCUUUCCUUUCCUUACCACCUUUCUUUCUUUCUUUCUUUCUUUCUUUCUUUCUUUCUUUCUUUCUUUCUUUCUUUCUUUCUUUCUUUCUUUCUUUCUUUCUUUUCCUAAUUGCCAUUCUUUUUCCCUUUCUUUCUUUCUUUCUUUCUUUCUUUUUCUUUCUUUCUUUCUUUCUUUCUUUCUUUCUUUCUUUCUUUUCCUUAUUUCCAUUCUCUUUCCCUUUCUUUCUUUCUUUCUUUCUUUCUUUUCCUUAUUGCCAUUCUCUUUCCCUUUCUUUCUUUCUUUCUUUCUUUCUUUCUUUCUUUCUUUCUUUCUUUCUUUCUUUCUUUCUUUCUUUCUUAGCCCGUUUCUCUUACUCUUGUUCACCCACACAUAUGAAUUCCUAUAGCUUUUCCAUUUUUUCUCCUCUUCCCACCUCUUCACUCCCUCUUAACUCCUCUUCCUACUCCUUAACUCUGUUAUUCUUCCAAUCUUUCUUUAACUAUUCCUGUUUUUCUUUUUUUUUUAACCUCUUAUCAGCGAUUCUUUAA